Molecule: messenger RNA, 2307 nt
Organism: Fusarium coffeatum
Lineage: Eukaryota; Fungi; Ascomycota; Sordariomycetes; Hypocreales; Nectriaceae
Exons: 4
Coding region: 1-2307 (768 amino acids)
Biological process (GO): metal ion transport; transmembrane transport
Cellular component (GO): membrane
Molecular function (GO): cobalt ion binding; magnesium ion transmembrane transporter activity; cobalt ion transmembrane transporter activity
Source: RefSeq, a predicted model, not a curated record
AUGACUACGGGCUCUUCUUCAAGGGCUGUAGACAAUCCUGUCAAGGCAGCUGAGCUCGCCCGCCAACAAUAUCAACAGGCUCCAACGAGCCUGGCUGCCCAUAUCGCCUCCCAUUCAAGAAACACAGUGGAGAAAUCUACUUGCAACAACGUAUCCAGUGAGCCCCAGGAUACCUUUACACGGCCGUUGAGAGCUCACAGUUGCCCAACAAGGGCUAUGGAGCACUGUCCUUCCUACGGAGGAAGUCGAGCUUCCUUUGAGAGUGCCAAUAGGAGGCUAUCGACUUCUACUGAGCCUCGACCCGUGACAGGCUCGCCAAGUGGCAGCCAUCAUGGUAUCACGUCCCGAGAUGGAGAGAAUGUCCGUUACCUACGCCUAGUUGACCGCGCAGCAACUCCUAUCAAGAAGAAUGUCGAGGACUACCAGUGUAACAAAGUCCGAGGCCGACUUGACCGGAAAGAGUGGUCUGAUAGCAACCUCCUCGACCACGUUCGUGACGCUGAUUUUCCUCCAGAAUUGACUGUUCUUCUCGACGACAAGGUGAAACGUCGCCCCGAGACAUUCGAGAACCAAGAUGAGAGUUUCCAUGAUCUUGCGGCGUACGAGAAGGAGCAGUACAGUCAGUCCACGUUUGAGGUAUACGAGAUCGGAGAUGACUGUAGGCCUGUUAAGCUCAGCGCUGAUGGAGACGGUGGCGGAGAUGAGCCUCUACCAGAUGCUGGUUAUACUAGCGAUGGGCAAUUGGGGAAUUCGGCCGACUCUGUGGAUGCGCCUACAGUCUGGAAAACUAUCAGUCGUGUCAACUCCAACGAUUGUGCAGUAGGCAGAAUCACUAUAGUCCAAGAACCCACCCCCCUAAUUCUCGCAGCUCUACAUCUGACAAUGUCUCAACACUUCGACAUGUCUGAACUUCUCACACAUUUCCUCUCCGACGAGCCUAACCGCGGGCGUACUCAUGCCUUUAUGAACCGAGCUUAUGAACGGUCACCUUCCCUGCCAAACUCCAACUCUACAAUUACUCCCCAGUCUUUACCAGUCCAUUCCCCCAUCGGGAUGUUGACCUCCCAGCCCAACGUCCGCCAAAAGUCCUUCUUCUUCGUCUUCAAGUAUUACACUGUAGUCAGUCCCCCUCUCGAGCCGGCUUCCUGGCAGCGUUUUGAUAAGCGACCUUCGGAGAGUCGCUUUGGAGACCAUAUUGAUGUUGCAGAGUGUGGUUCUAUCUUGGCGCUAUCUCUUGGAGGGAAGCCGAGGGAAGCUCCUCUCAAGAUAGUAAGAAGAGAGCGCGCCCAGGAAGGCAUCCUAUUCGAGACCUUUGGGCCGUGGCAGUUGCUUGCUAUUCAAAGUUUCCCUGACAACUCUCACACGGUUCGAGGGAACGAGUUCAAAAACGAAAAGAAGUACAUCAAUGGCCCAGAUGCGUUUCUGGACUUGCUCAUUUCGGAAUACCGCGAUGCUACAAAACGGAAUCUGGUUCUCCAUGAACGAAUUACCAAGCUGAUCACUCCUCCUCCCGAGUUCAUGUUUGACCCCAAGCUCCGCGACAAGCUGCUCUUUGAAGACAGACACUUCACAUUUAUCCGCAGAUACUUUUGGUCAUACAACACCCUAGCUGUCAUCAACACAGGCAUCAAGUCAAUGAUUGGUGCGUAUUACGACACCUUCACGGAGAGUUUCUGGGCUGGAUCGCAUCCGAUCUUGUGGCCACAUGGGGAACCUGAAUCGCCCGACGGCGUGGUUUAUCGUCAGCAUAUGGCCACCGUACGUCGCGAAUUUGACAAGGUUAUCCAGGAACUCACCGAAGUGCUCAAGCGCAACGAGCGCACACGUAAGGAGAUCGAAAAUUUGAGAGAUCAGCUGUUCAGUGGAAGCUCGAUCAAGGAGAGCCGAAGAGCGAUUGAGCAGGGUGACAAUAUCAGGAUACUCACCAUGAUCAGCAUGAUAUUCCUGCCCCUGACUUUUGUAACGUCCGUCUUCGGCAUGACAGUCUUCACAAUUCCAGCAACAGACUGGCGAUUUGCUCUUGUAAUGGUCCUAGUUUGUGUUCCCUUCAUGCUUCUUAUUACUUUCCUCCAAACCCGCUCCUUCGGUGUCUUGUUACGCAAACUUGGCGCUACAGGUAACGCAAUCGCGCGCCUUUUCAAUCGAGUCCGACGUCGUCCACGAGACACUGCUGAAACUCCUGACAACCGCCCUACCACUGCUGCUACGUCGUGUCGUAGCAGUGUCACAAUGCUACUGAGGAACUUGACAUCCCUCCGAGGAGAAAGAGAAGGAGACUUGGAAGAGGGUAAAGCUGAAGGAAGCUGA